Messenger RNA from Stylophora pistillata, 3106 nucleotides. Its product is annotated as fibroblast growth factor 1. Gene Ontology annotation, molecular function: growth factor activity. Lineage: Eukaryota; Metazoa; Cnidaria; Anthozoa; Scleractinia; Pocilloporidae. The record is from RefSeq and is a predicted model, not a curated record.
AGCUUACCUAGAGACGAAUAAUAAUUUCAGGAGAGAUCCGACGAAGUACAUGAAAUCUCAGUGUCUAGUAGUAUGUACAAGGUUUUAUUGGCAAAUGCGCUGAGUUGGAUUUUGUUGCUGUGUGUCUCCCACUUAAGUUGCUUUUCAUCGGAAGCUCUGCCAGCCGGAAACUCGCCGAAGGGCAGCCGAUGGGAGGCGAGUGGUUCCGAAGAUGAUUCGGAUAGCAUAGAGCGGGCACACAUCUCACCGGAGCAUCAAGUGUAUAUGAGACUGACGAGUAGUAAACAACAAAUAAACAGGAACUUGCAUAAAAAACCUCCCACUUACGUGCGGAGGGGAAAAUUAUUUAAUCGCAAUGGUUACCUUUUAAGAAUUAAUCGUGAUGGAACCGUGGAUGGGACUACAAACAGUUAUUCUCCUUUAGGUGAUUUAGAAUUCCACUCCAUCGGGACUGGGUUGCUUAUGAUCCUGGGUUUGACAAGUCAAAGAUAUUUAUCAUUCAGUGAAAAAGGAGUUUUACGCGGAAUAGAAGAGCCGUCGCUAAACUCCGUUUUUAAGGAAGUUCAGGAAGAAAACACAUAUCAUUCGUUUUUGUUAUACAAAAACACAAAAUGGUUAGUUGGAAUAAAGAAGAACGGCCGGGCGAAGGGUGGUUCUUUAACAAGAGUAGGUCAAAAAUCGACGCAAUUUAUAGUUGACUAUAAUUAACGUUCUAUUAAUCUAUUAUUUAAGUGAUGUUAUCUGUAAAUUAAAUACAUAAUUUAAAUACUAGUCAGUCAGUCAAGUGCAAAUGUUUCUGUUCCAAAAAAAAAAAAAAAAACCUGGAAGGAAGCCUGAAAUUUGACCAAAAAAAAGUUAACUUACAAUUUGUGUAGGAGAGACGUUGCUUUGUUCUUCUCCGCAUUCUUUCUUGUAGAAGAAGGAACUUGAAAUUUGCUGUAAUUGCGGCUGUAACGAUGAUGUCGUUUCGUGUUUAACAUGAAAUGUCAUGACGUAUUUUUGUUUUAAAUUGAAGAUCGAGUCUUCAAAAUUGUAAAUUGAAUCACUCGUAGUAAGUGUACAUUGGAAUUAAUUUAUUUUACUGACUUGUCUCGGACAGUCCCAAAUAUUGACCGCAGGCGGUGAAAAAUGAAAGAAAAAAUAUAAAAUUUGCUGAUUGAAGAAAGAAAAUGUUGCGAAGCGACUUGCAAAUUUGGUUUGUGAAAAUGCAGCCAUACCAGAAACAUUUGUAUUUGCACUGACGUACUUUUUGUACCUUAAUCACUCUAUUUGACCGCGUUGAAUACGCAUGUAGUACGCGUAUAGCUUGUGUCCAACGCGCAUUUUAGCGCAUGGUACGUCGAUUCGUAAAACGUGAUCGGAAUUUUAGGGGAAAGACUUGAAAUGUUGUGUUGGUGGGAAAGGAGAGCGGGAAACGCCCAUAAUAUAGCCAAACCAUCUCUGCGUGAAAUUUAUCUCGUUCCAAAUUCGAGCAUGGAACGGGAUUGAAAGAACGAGCUCAACUGGGUCCUUAAAGUUUUAACGCACGUGCUUUUUACGGCAAGCCGCUGGCCGAUAAACCUCACGGUAGUUUUUGAUUGGUGAGAAUGAUUGUAUUCUCGAAGUUUUGCUCCACAAAGAUUUCUUGACAACGGCUGCUAAUGCCUGAUAGUUUUUCUGUGAUACCAAGUGUAAUAGGCAGCUGUUUUGCCUUGUCGAAGUAUUCCGAUUCCUACCAAGAAUUGACUACAUCAUCAAACACAGCGGUAGAACGUCUGGGAAUGUGCAAGCGUUGUUAUGAACAGGUGGCCUUUUUUCAGGCUGUCACAAACAAGUCAGUAAGUCACCGUGUUUUAAAAGCAUAUAACUUUUCUUGGUAAAGCUCAAAAUAAACAAGAUACCCGCACUUAAACUAGGCUUUGUGUGCGAGAAGUUUCGAGCCUUUCUUUUCCCUACUUUUGUUGUCUUUUACAGAUUUCUGUCAACAUUUCAAUUUUCUGUCGUUCAUUGCUUCCCUGGAAAUUUAGCGCGGGAAAUUGGCGCGCGGUUGUCAGAAUUGAUUCUUUCGCGCAUGCCCGACGUUCAACCGCUGUGCAUCAUCAAAUGUUUACUAUAGUUAUUUUCAGUUAAGUGAUUAGGGUUCGUCCAGGUACAUAUAUAUUGUGUCAGAAUUUGGGUGUUUCUUUUUCAAUAGUCGUGUAACGAUAUUAAUUUCUCUGUAAAAGCUAGGGUGGUACUACCCGUCCGCUCAAAUCUUUUUUGCAAAAUUGUGAUGUUUUUCUUACUAUGUAAGAACAAGUAAGCACUUCUGGGGCUUCCGAAAAAAAUUCAGACAUGUCAGAAAAUUAAAUCUCAAAAAGUGACGGUCUACUUAAAGUUUCCUUGCGAUAGCGUUAGAUUAAGUUUUCGUAGCUACUAUUGGCUAAAAAUGUUAAACCAAUCAGAGUAAGUUUACAGUACUUGUAACCAAUUAGCAGCAAAGUUUACUCUUAUGUACGUUGCUUUCGUUUCGUUGCGUAUUUCGCUGGCUGCCGUUUUCCUGUGCCUGCAACACGUUUCUUCUACUUGGGGUUUUUUGAUUGGUCCGUUGUAAGAGGUCAGUUUGUGAUUGGUCAACUGGAAAUAACAUUAUAGCAACCGUUGUUUCAAGCGAAGAGGAUUUUUGGUUUUUCCCGUUAACAAGGGAGCAUAUGUUUUGAAACUGGCUACAACAGUCCUUGAAUUUGCUAGUCAACGAAUCGAACCGUGGCGAAGAGUAUAGGGUAUAAUGAGUCUAGAAAAUAUUUUCAUUUCGAUCGCUAGAUAUUAAGAUAUAUUUUUGUUGAUCAACAGAACUUUAAAAUAGGUUCCUUUACCUCGUUAGUCGCUCAAAAUUACAGUCGUCUUUAAUAAUAUUAUUUAAUGACUGGCGAUUCAUCGUACAGAAAUACCUCACAUUAUUUAUUUAGCACGGUUUGCCCGUUAGGUAAACCUUUCACUUCCAAGAUUUCAUAGUAAUGCUCCUGUCUAUCUUAGUUACAUUACCGUUGAUGUAAGGUAUGAGAAUUUGGUACGAAGUCAAAUGUUUUUCUCUGGUUGAUGACAAUCCCAUCGCCCACCUGCCUAAUAUUGUAUUGAUACUGUUCAC